AUGGACCAACCAGCCCAGGAUGACGCACCCCAGGAAAGGGAGGUAAUCUCUGCAUUCCAAUUUCAGGAGUUAUGUGUCAGGUCAGUGGGGUUGUUAGGAUACAAAUCCAAACUAUUGAAACUAUCGAAUGAUUCUCGUAUCCAAUCAAGUAGUCCACCGGCGGUUGAUUCGCGGCGUACAAGUUCAGGUCCGCUAGCGAUAGAUAUCCCCUUCGAGAGCUUCAUGAAGCUGCCACUUCCUUUUAAAAGCGAUCCUAAGGAUUUCGCGAGUUGUCAUUUAGAAAUAAUGACUUCUAAAGAAUUUUUAGAGGAUGGAGCUUGGAUGGGAUUUAAUGGAUACGGCCUACCACGGCACCUUGACUUAGGGAUAAUAGGUGUAAAUUUUAUAGUAGUAGGUGAGAGUGCUCGUACCAAUGGUAUUGGCCAGACUAUGGAUGGGUCGACUUCUGGACUCGACUACGAGGAUGACUAUUUUGAACCGUACGCGUGGUUACGGGAGGACCAAACAAAUGGGGGAUUCCUCAUGCUCCAGGGAAUUGCGGACCAUAGGGAAGGCAAGGUGCACCUUCGGGGGAGGAUAUUCCCUGCGUCCGGUAGGGUUAUGUUGGUGAUAACAUAUGCAGGUGGCGGGAUAUUAUAUUGGGCGGCGUUCAUGACACCUUUUGGGAUAUUUGGUAGAUGGGGAGGUGAUAUGGGGCAUCGCGAUGGGUACCUCUGGCUUUGGAAAGAAGACUGGUGUGGUGAUUCUAGGGCUGACCGAUCUUGA
This is a messenger RNA of Orbilia oligospora ATCC 24927, 765 nucleotides long. RefSeq lists its product as uncharacterized. Lineage: Eukaryota; Fungi; Ascomycota; Orbiliomycetes; Orbiliales; Orbiliaceae. The coding region runs from base 1 to 765 and encodes 254 amino acids. The record is from RefSeq and is a predicted model, not a curated record. The transcript has a single exon.